This is a messenger RNA of Capsicum annuum, 525 nucleotides long. Its product is annotated as protein SHORT ROOT IN SALT MEDIUM 1-like. Bases 1 to 525 code for a protein of 174 amino acids. The record is from RefSeq and is a predicted model, not a curated record. NCBI's taxonomy places the organism in Eukaryota, Viridiplantae, Streptophyta, Magnoliopsida, Solanales, Solanaceae. The transcript has a single exon.
AUGGCAUUGUCAGAGAUCAAUUAUGAGGGAAGAAUCCCUGUAGAGAGGCUUGGCAACCUAAUCCAUGGCUGGGGACAGAUCUUAAGUUUGGGCAUGGGAGAUAACCCAUACUGCACUCCCAAGUACUACACCUGGUAUAGGUUGGAAGGAAUUAUAGCUCAACCAAGUCUUAAGUCUCUCCAAGGGCUCGCCGACAUUCAUAGAACAGACCAGAUUCGAGACCAGCUCCUUCAUCUCAGUCCUGUAACCACAUCCAUGUACGAGCAGGUGAUUCCUGGUUCGAUGGAUAACCUCAUCCCCGCUGUUGAUGAUAAACUCGAGGAAGAGCUGGAAGAAGAUCCUGAGGAAGAUCCCAAGGAGAUAGAGGAAGAUCCUGAAAAGAACCCAGAGGAGGAUCCCGAGGAGGACCUGGAGGAGGAACCAAUGGAAGAGCAGGAUGGGGAGCUGACAGAGAAGAUGGAGGAAGAUCCGGAGGAAGAAGAGUAUGGACCUAUAUACUUCGGCGGAGCAGAUGAAGACUUCUAA